Molecule: messenger RNA, 793 nt
Organism: Drosophila obscura
Lineage: Eukaryota; Metazoa; Arthropoda; Insecta; Diptera; Drosophilidae
Product: transmembrane protein 234 homolog
Exons: 3
Coding region: 243-782 (179 amino acids)
Source: RefSeq, a predicted model, not a curated record
UUAUUCAUAAACAAUCGAGACAAACAAGACCCAUAUUCAGACACCCAAUUCACACACAAAACAUCUUGCAUUUGGGCAACAUUUUAAUAUUCGCCGUUAGCAUUUUAUGUUCAUAAUUGAAUAUCAGUCAUUUGGCGGCAUUUGUUUUGCAGUAUAUUCGGAUGUUUUUUGAUUAAAUUUAUAGAAAAUUGCCUAAAACCCACCUAUCCGGAAAUGAAAGCUGACGUAAAAGAAUUGUCAAAAUGCCAGGGAGCCGCAAAUGUCAAAAUCACAUCCAGGGCUGCACAAAUACGCAGAGUUGCUCAGACAAAGAAGCAACUGGCGCGCAACAGCUGAUUGCGUGUAAGCAAUACAAAAAUGCUAGAAAUUUGCAAUUGCUUGCAGUGGGACUGCUUUGGGGUGUGACCAACCCAUUCAUCCGCCUUGGCAGUCAGGGAAUCGAGUCUGUCAAAGACACUGGCUCCAAGUGGAGAAAUUUUGUCCUGGAAGUAUGCACGAUUGGCUCCCGUUGGCGGUACUGGAUACCCUUUGGACUCAAUCAGUGCGGUAGUGCUUUGUAUGUGUGGACAUUGCAAAGUGCCAGCAUCACAGUGGCGGUUCCAGUCGCCAAUUCGCUCAGUUUUGCCUUCACCGCGAUAACUGGUUAUGCACUGGGCGAAAAGUUGCCUGGGAAAAAAGUUAUCCUGGGAACGUUCCUAAUCUGCUUCGGCAGCACGCUCAUGAUAUACGACAAAUUGGUACAGGAACAGAAACAAGAAAACCAAAAUAUACCAUUCCAAUGAUUUAACCCUAA